This is a messenger RNA of Xiphophorus couchianus (Monterrey platyfish), 2362 nucleotides long. It is a transcript of the gene sgms1a, whose product is annotated as sphingomyelin synthase 1a. The transcript has 6 exons. Gene Ontology annotation, cellular component: plasma membrane; Golgi membrane; endoplasmic reticulum membrane. Gene Ontology annotation, molecular function: sphingomyelin synthase activity; protein binding; ceramide cholinephosphotransferase activity. The record is from RefSeq and is a predicted model, not a curated record. Lineage: Eukaryota; Metazoa; Chordata; Actinopteri; Cyprinodontiformes; Poeciliidae. Gene Ontology annotation, biological process: sphingomyelin biosynthetic process; ceramide biosynthetic process. Bases 363 to 1592 code for a protein of 409 amino acids.
UGAACGCAGCAGGAAUGACGCCUUCUUCAAACCGCCUACCCAUGAAAACAGACUUUGCAGAAGAGGCUCCUUAUCACUGUACGUUGGGAGCCUGGACGUUUUGUUAAGCCCCUCAAAACCGCGAAGCAGAGCUGCUUUGAAGAACCUGCUGAGGUGAAGAGAGCCGUCUGUUCCUGAGAGUCCCGGGUGCCUUCAUUCUCUUUCAGAUGUCAAGAGGAACCUGGACUCCCUCUGGAUAAAGACGCACCAUGUGUCAGAACUGCAGAUGUCUUGCUACUGCCUCAUAGACGGCCGGUCCUCCUAUAAACUUUGCCCUCUAAUCUGAGGACUUUCCUAAUCCUCACCGUUGGCCACUGUUCAAGAUGAAGAAGGUGGCGGCAUGGUCGACAGAAGAUGUUUUUGAUUGGCUGAGCAAAGAGGGUAUGCCAGAGUACACCCAUGCCCUCCGUCAGACAGAUGGCCCUGCUCUACUCAGGCUCACCAAGGCAGAUUUCAAGGUGCCUCCCCUCUCGAGGGUGUCACCUGACGGCGGGGAGCGGCUGUUGGAGCGGAUGGAGAUCCUCCGGAUAGAGACCCACAUUGAGGAUCAUAAAAACGGUCACGCAAACGGGCACGUAGCGGGAAUACCCAACGGAACUAGUAAGCCUCAGAGGAAUGGCACGCUGGGGAGGAAAGACUUUGAGCAGGAGAUGAUCCACAUUCCUAUGCCAACAAUAGAACCUACUCGCACCCCAUUCCCUACAGAGUGGGGGAAGACAGGCAUAGCAUUCAUCUAUGCUGUGGUGUGCUUCGUCACCACCAGUGUUGUCAUUUCAGUGGUCCAUGAACGAGUUCCUCCGAAGGAGCAUACUCCGCCGCUGCCCGAUAAGUUCUUCGACCUGUUCGACAGGCGUGAGUGGGCUUUCUCCAUCUGCGAGAUUAACGGCAUGCUGCUGGUGGGCCUGUGGCUGAUACAGUGGAUGCUUCUCAAGCACAGAUCAAUUGUAGGCAGGAGGUUCUUCUUCAUUGUAGGAACACUCUAUCUCUACCGAUGUAUUACAAUGUAUAUCACUACUCUUCCGGUUCCCGGGAUGCACUUUAAAUGCUCACCAAAGCUUCUCGGGAACUGGGAGGCACAGAUGAGGAGAAUAAUGAAAAUGAUUGCCGGCGGGGGCCUCUCCAUCACAGGCUCCCACACCAUGUGUGGAGAUUAUCUAUAUAGUGGCCACACUGUCAUGUUGACGCUCACGUUCCUCUUCAUCAAGGAGUAUUCCCCCAGGCGCUUUUGGUUGUACCACUGGACCUGCCUGGCACUGAGUGCCAUUGGGAUUUUCUGCAUCCUCCUGGCCCACGACCACUACACUGUGGACGUGGUCGUGGCAUACUUCAUCACUACCCGCCUCUUCUGGUGGUACCACACAAUAGCCAACCAGCAGUCGCUGAAGGAGACGUCACCGAGCAACCUGUUGUCACGGGUGUGGUGGUACAAACUCUUCCAGUAUUUCGAAGAGAACGUGAACGGCACAGUUCCUCGGAAUUACCAGCUGCCCCUCGCAUUGCGGACGAUGCGCUGGAACCGUGGCGUGAAGUUCAGCCGACUGGACACGCAGUGACCCCAGUGGAGCUGAAGCAUACGAGGACUGUGAUUUAAACAAGUGCUAUGUUUUUUUUUUGUUGUUGUUUUUUUUAAAUUUGUGGAAGAUGGCACUGUUCUAUGUAGAGCUGUCCUUUUCACCCUUGCUAACAGGAGUCUCCCGGUCUAAAUGGGUAGCACUGUGACCGUGUAGACAUUUUGUUUUUUCUUCCGUUGUCCCUUUUUCAUUUCUGCAAGUUUUUGUAAGCACACUAAUUUAUUUGGUUUUACUUCAGUGGGAAUGGGUCACAAUCAUUUCUGCUAGUAUUAGCGGAUGUAUCAUUUUAAUAAACUUAUAAAGCUCAAUUUUUUUCCCUCAGCACAAAAACAUCAACAGUUUUCUGUUUCUAGACUUCUAGUCCAGUCAGCGUCAAAUGGAUGCUUAUUUGAGAACCAAAAUGCCAUAAGUUUUACUUUCCUUUUUUAUAGCCGCUUGCUUUUGGUAAACUCUCCUUGCUGAAAUGAAUCAAAGGUGCAGAUGAUAUUUUUUCUAAAUAUGUCAAACUUUAUUUUUCAAUAGGAAAAUGAUCUCCAGCUAAAAAAAAAAAACUUUUUUAGAUUUUUAUCUUUUUCAAGUUGAAUAGUGGAUGGAUAGAGCGUAAGAGUUUCAUGCGGUAUAACAUAAACCCAGUGCCUUCCUCAGCCUGAUUGUCAAACAGUUUAACUACAAUAUGUGUUGUUGUCCUAACCCCGUCGCGGUCCCCUGACCCAUCUCCCCCGUAACUGCAAGUCCUGUUCUUAUGAAUGUAU